AUGAUUUCUUCACAAAUUUUAUCUAGUGGUGAUCAACAACAAUCAAUUUCAAUGAAAUCUAUUAAUACAGCAGAAGAAUUUUUCUUUCAACCGCAUCCGUUUAGUGAUUUAAUACUUCUUGUUCAAGAUAAACAAUUAUAUGUUGAUAGAAGUGUGUUAGCUAUUGGAUCAAAAGUUUUUCAUAAAUAUAUUCAAGAUGAAACUAUUAAUUCAAUUGAAAUUAUUGAUGUAUCACCUAAUGAAAUGAUUGAAUUACUUCGAUUUUUAUAUCCACAAUUUCAUUGUACCAUUAAUAAUCAAAAUGUAACAAUAUUACUUAUUCUUGCAUAUCGAUUUGAAAUAGAUUUUCUUUCAUCCGCAUGUCGAACAUUUAUAUUAUUUUAUUUAUCUAAAAUUGAAAUUAUAAAUAUGUAUAAGAAUAGAAAUAAUAAAUUAAUUAAACAAGAAGAUGGAACAUGUUUAUCAAUUUCGUCGAUUAUUGAUAUUUUAUGUAUUUGGUUUCGAGAAUUUUUAUAUAUAAACGAUACAAUAUGUUGUGAAGCGAUUUUAAAUAAAAUAUCAUAUUGUAAUAUAUCAAGUAUUAUUCAAUCGAAUGAUUUUAAAAAUUUAGAAGACAAUAUAAAAUGGAGAAUAUUUCAAGUACGUGCAAAAUAUUUAGAAAAUCAAUAUUUAUCGAUAGUUUAA
Messenger RNA from Adineta steineri, 684 nucleotides. NCBI's taxonomy places the organism in Eukaryota, Metazoa, Rotifera, Eurotatoria, Adinetida, Adinetidae. The record is from the annotation of a GenBank genome assembly.